UUGGUGUAGAAGCCAACGCCAGUUCUCACACAGUUGAGGAGAGAAUUCUUCUUUGCCAGACGUUUGAGGCAAAUGAUUUGUACCAGGGGCAGAACUUUAACAAGGUCCUCAGCUCCUUAGUGACCCUAAAUAAGGUGACAGCAGACAUCGGCCUGGGGAGCGACUCCGUGUGCGCGCGGCCCUCUUCGCACCGCAUCAAGUCCUUUGACUCCUUGGGGUCCCAGUCUUCACACAGCCGGACUUCACAGUUGUUCCAGAGCCAGUACCGGAGUUUGGACAUGACGGAUAACAGCAACAAUCAACUGGUAGUCAGAGCCAAGUUUAACUUCCAGCAGACUAACGAAGAUGAGCUGUCCUUCUCGAAGGGCGACGUCAUCCACGUCACGCGAGUGGAGGAAGGAGGCUGGUGGGAGGGCACACACAACGGCCGGACCGGCUGGUUCCCCAGCAACUACGUGCGUGAGAUCAAGCCAAGUGAGAAGCCGGUCUCCCCCAAAUCAGGGGCACUGAAGAGCCCUCCCAAAGGUUUCGACACGGCUGCCAUUAACAAGAGCUAUUACAAUGUGGUGCUACAGAAUAUUUUAGAAACAGAAAACGAAUAUUCUAAAGAACUUCAGACUGUGCUUUCAACCUACCUGCGGCCGUUGCAGACCAGUGAGAAGUUGAGUUCAGCCAGCACUUCACAUUUAAUGGGAAACCUAGAAGAGAUCUGCUCCUUCCAGCAGAUGCUCGUACAGUCUCUAGAAGAAUGCACCAAGUCGCCCGAGGCCCAGCAGCGAGUGGGAGGCUGCUUUCUGAACCUGAUGCCGCAGAUGAGGACCCUGUACCUCGUGUACUGUGCCAACCACCCGUCUGCUGUGAGCGUCCUCACCGAGCACAGUGAGGAGCUUGGGGAGUUCAUGGAGACAAAGGGCGCCAGCAGCCCUGGGAUCCUUGUGCUGACCACUGGCCUGAGCAAGCCGUUCAUGCGCCUGGACAAAUACCCUACGCUGCUCAAGGAGCUGGAGAGACACAUGGAGGAUUAUCAUCCUGAUAGACAAGAUAUUCAGAAAUCUAUGACUGCCUUCAAAAAUCUGUCGGUCCAGUGUCAAGAAGUCCGGAAAAGGAAAGAGCUUGAGUUGCAGAUCCUGACGGAGUCCAUCCGGAGCUGGGAGGGAGACGACAUCAAGACGCUGGGCAGUGUCAUUUACAUGUCGCAGGUCAUGAUUCAGUGUGCAGGGAGUGAGGAAAAGAAUGAACGAUACCUUCUCCUCUUCCCAAGUCUCCUGUUAAUGCUGUCGGCCAGUCCCAGGAUGAGCGGCUUCAUUUACCAGGGGAAGCUACCAACAACAGGAAUGACAAUCACAAAGCUUGAGGACAGUGAAAAUCAUAGAAAUGCAUUUGAAAUAUCAGGAAGCAUGAUUGAGCGCAUCCUCGUGUCUUGCAACAACCAGCAGGACCUGCACGAGUGGGUGGACCACCUGCAGAAGCAGACGAAGGUCACGUCCUCGAGCAACCCCACCAUCAAGCCCCACUCCGUGCCGUCUCACACCCUUCCCUCGCACCCUGUCACACCGUCCAGCAAGCACGCGGACAGCAAGCCCGUGUCGCUGAUGCCCGCCUACCACACGCUGCCCCACCCCUCCCACCACGGCACCCCACACACCACCAUCAGCUGGGGUCCCCUGGAGCCCCCGAAGACCCCCAAGCCCUGGAGCCUCAGCUGCCUGCGGCCUGCGCCCCCUCUGCGGCCCUCAGCUGCACUCUGCUACAAGGAGGAUCUCAGUAAGAGCCCCAAGACCAUGAAGAAGCUGCUCCCGAAGCGCAAACCUGAGCGGAAGCCUUCGGAUGAAGAGUUCGCCUUGCGGAAGAGCACGGCUGCUCUGGAGGAGGAUGCCCAGAUCCUGAAAGUCAUUGAAGCUUAUUGUACAAGCGCCAAGACGCGGCAGACGCUCAACUCAACAUGGCAAGGCACUGACCUGAUGCAUAAUCACGUCUUGGCCGACGACGACCAAUCAAGUCUAGACUCCUUGGGUCGUCGCAGUAGCCUUUCUCGUUUGGAGCCCUCAGACCCCUCGGAAGACUCUGAGUAUGACAGUAUAUGGACAGCCCAUAGUUACAGAAUGGGUUCAGCAUCUCGUUCACGCAAAGAGUCCGCUCCCCAAGUUCUGCUUCCAGAAGAGGAGAAAAUCAUAGUGGAAGAGACCAAAAGCAAUGGCCAGACCGUGAUCGAGGAGAAGAGCCUUGUGGACACUGUGUACGCACUGAGGGACGAAGUCCAAGAGCUGAGGCAGGAUAACAAAAAGAUGAAGAAGUCGCUUGAGGAGGAGCAGAGGGCCCGCAAAGACCUGGAGAAGCUGGUGCGUAAGGUACUGAAGAACAUGAACGACCCUGCCUGGGAUGAGACCAAUCUGUGAAGAUGACCUUCGCUGCCACCGGUGGGGCAGGCCCAGGCGGGGCGACACUGGGGCCUGAGUAUCACGAAGAACCCACCCCUGAGGAGUAGACCUUGAGGACUCGAGCUGCUGGACCUCGGCCAGCAUCGGUUACCCCAGUGGCAAUCAGUGCAGUGACGGCCAGCUCUCCGUUGAAUCUAUAAACAUACUCUAUGCACCCGUCUCGUAAAUACCACUUUGAAUGUGUGUCCACAGUUGUAUGUCUGGGCUAACCUCCCAUAGGAUUCUCUUCCCACUAACCUCUAGUCACGGUUGUGCCCUAGGCUGGCACCCGACCUGUGCCCACCACCUCAGUCUCUGCAGCACUCUGAGCGCCAUGCAGGCCUGUGGUGUGGCCUUGUGUGCGUUGCGAAUCCCCACCGAGAGCACGGAUUGGCCUGUGUCCUGCAGCCAGGUGAGGGCAGUGCCUGCGGAGGGCCAUCCACUUGGGUCCGUGGAGAGCAGCAGCCCCGUCCUGCUGCAGUAUCCGCUCCCAGGUCUCUUCCGGAUGUGGGUCCUGGGUGCGCUCACAGCCCUGCAGGGAUCAUGCAGACUUUCUGUGUGGGCUCCUGGAUGAUCCUGACAAAGCGCACGGUCCAUCCUCCCCCAAGAGAGAACUAGACCUGUACAUAAAAUGUUAUUUAUUAAGCUCAAGCAGCCAACGAGAACGCGGCAGGCUGGGAGCAGUGCCUGUGGAUGGGCUGUGCCCCUGCGGUUGCCACUGGGCAUGGCUACACACAUACCCCCACUGGACCUCACCUUCCUUUGCGUGGAGAUAAAGCAAUAUGCCCCUCAGGUUCAGCCAAGUCCUGGCGGCCCGGACAUGGGACUGCACAUGUCCCUGUCCACAGGAGGCUGUCCUGCCCGCCUCCUGGCCCGAGGCUCUGGAGAAUGUGUAUUGGCUAAGGUCCAGCCGUGGGCCAGGACUUGAUUCUGCUUUGGAAGUGAGUGAUGUGACUGUGAGAACAGAGCUGUGGUCUCCUUCCCUUCCAGAGGGGCAGCUCGGAGGUGGGAUCAGCCUCUCCCCAGGGCACUGGCUUCCGUAGCAGAGCUGUGGCCCUGUGUGGUGGGUCACCUGUGCCCCAGGCCAGCGCCGCCUCAGGGCCCUUUGCAUGCAGGUCUGCGUUUGGAGACCUCUGGCAGGGCGCCUUGGACAGAGUUGUUUUUUAAUUUUUCUCCACACACUGCUGCUGACGGCCCCUUGCCCAUUCUGGGCCAGAUCUGGCUGGGUCCCGCGUCAAACAGGCCCAGCAUCGGCCUCGCUAGAAUUGCCACCUUCCCGCAGUUAGUGUUUAACUGCUUGUGCUGGGACAAGUGAAGACCAAGUCUGUCUCUCUUCUAUGAGCCCUGUUUCCACAAGUGUUUUGGUGGCGCGUGGAUGCUGCAGUGGAAACCGUGAGGUUGGAGUGAUUUGUCACCAGAGCAGAUUCUAACUCAGGAACAACUCUUCUUGACCUUUCCAUGGCCGGUGGCGUGGCCACUGUAUCCCGGCACAAUGUCCUGUGGACCUGCCUUAAGACUAGCUGAAGUAUUUCACGAGAACACAAGUUUUUUUAACAUCGCUGUUGCAAGUGGCCACUAAGGUCGGAUGCGGAUGUGUUCGUUGCGUUCUUCCCUCAGAGCCGUGUCUUCCGGGCUCCCUGGGGAGCCGAGCAUCUGUGAUCAGUUCUUACACACCUGCCGCUGUACCCUGUCCCCUUUGCCGCACGACCUCCGAGGGGCGGGAGUGUGAUGCCGUGAAGGGCGGUGCAGGGCGCUCUGCACCCAGGGUUGCUCCUUGGCACUCGCCCUGCAGGGAUGGGCAGAAGCCAUUUCCUAUCCCGCAGCUGUGAAGCACUUUCUAAAGAUGCUGUGAAGCAUCCUCUGGACCGCGCAGCCGGGUCAGCCCGGUCUGCUCUCCCGCACGCCAGGCCGCCUGCUUCCUGGAGACAUCCAUGUCGCAGCCCUUGGCCUGGUGUUGACUCCUCUGAUGUGUGUGCUAUGUCGAUGUAAUUAUUAAACCGGUUAUUUUUCUUAUUUCACAAA
Molecule: messenger RNA, 4439 nt
Organism: Chinchilla lanigera (long-tailed chinchilla)
Lineage: Eukaryota; Metazoa; Chordata; Mammalia; Rodentia; Chinchillidae
Gene: Arhgef7
Product: Rho guanine nucleotide exchange factor (GEF) 7
Biological process (GO): intracellular signal transduction
Molecular function (GO): protein binding; guanyl-nucleotide exchange factor activity
Source: RefSeq, a predicted model, not a curated record